This is a messenger RNA of Phytomonas sp. EM1, 1092 nucleotides long. NCBI's taxonomy places the organism in Eukaryota, Euglenozoa, Kinetoplastea, Trypanosomatida, Trypanosomatidae. The record is from the annotation of a GenBank genome assembly.
AGAUUUGAAGGCUUUUCAGCCACAUUAACUUUUGUUUUUUUUUCUAAUAUAUAGAGUUAGUUUAUAUUCAUUACAGUAUUUGACGCUGUUCAGAUGCGAGGCACAAAAAGAGUUAGAAAUGAGACAGUGGCGCUUAAACCGAUAGGGCGCUUCUUAGUGUCUGAUGCCGCGAUUGUAAAGAAAAAGUCCAGUUGUGAAAAUAUCGACGGAGCUGCCUACGAUUUUGACAGUUCUGAGAUUGGCAACGGAACUCCAGGGAAUCCCUAUUACCUGCCUCUGCGAAAAAUUAGGAACCAUAAUGGUUGCUUUCAUUGUCCGAGUAGCUACUGCAAGUGUUUACAUUUUGAGGAGUUGCUUUCGCAAGCGUAUGAACGAUUACCGAUGAAAAGGAUAACAGAGGUUGCAGGUUCUCGACAUCUAUGCGCCAAGUCGUUGCUCCCAACGUUCAUUACUCGAGCCAUUCGGCUGAUGAAAAUAACCUCUUCUGACGUUUUUUAUGACUUGGGUUGUGGAAAUGGAUCAGUAUUAUUUCAAGUUGCCUGCCAAACCGGUACGAAGUGCGUUGGCAUAGAGAUAAGUCAACACAAUGCCAAUGUUGCACGAGAAGCGUGGCCAAUUUUUCGUUCUCUUUAUGAAACCCAUAAUGGGAAAACAACGGGAUCGGUUGAAAUCAUCGUUGGAGAUAUAGGCGACAUUCUGUCAAGUUCUAGUUUUUUGAAAAACAACAACGGUAACGUUGCCAUCCUUCUAUCCAAUCUUCUUUUUCCUAAAUCUCUUACACACUACAUCUCCGAACGACUAAGAGACGCUCCAUCUGGGACUAGGGUUCUGUGCUUUGAUGAUCUGUAUCCUCAUGGAAGGUCAGUGGCUUCCAUUCGCGACCCAGAAGCUUUUGAGUUGUUUGAAAUGAAAGACUAUAAGUGGCAGGAGAUGAGCGUAGAAUGGUGUGCAACGGAGGGAAACUUUUAUAUACAUUGGCAUCGAUGACUAGUUUAUGUGCCAGAUAGUAAGCGAUUUCUAUUUUUAAUUGUACUCAUCUUUUGUACCACUUCUUUUAUCUUUUCAACAAAUUCAAUUUCGCCAUGUGUAAAA